AUGUAUGAGAAACGGUACUACGUCAGCGUCGCCUACGCUGGAAAUCACAUCUACGCCUUGGGAGGACAUAACGGGGAAAAUCAAGGGCGGUUGGACACGGCCGAACGGUAUACCUUGGACGAAAACCUGUGGCAGACUAUUGCCUCAAUGAAUCGAGUUCGCAGUGAUGCUGCCGCUGCGGAACUCGGUGGUCGGGUCUACGUGGCUGGUGGAUUCGAAGGAAGGCGUUACCAUGAUUCAGCUGAAUACUAUGAACCAGAUACGAACCAGUGGACGUUGAUUAGUCGAAUGCAUUCUCCUCGAGGCGGGAUAUCGCUCGCACAACAGGGAGGCUAUUUGUACGCAAUCGGUGGGAACGAC
This is a messenger RNA of Opisthorchis viverrini, 360 nucleotides long. RefSeq lists its product as hypothetical. Gene Ontology annotation, molecular function: protein binding. The record is from RefSeq and is a predicted model, not a curated record. The transcript has a single exon. The annotation marks the transcript as partial. NCBI's taxonomy places the organism in Eukaryota, Metazoa, Platyhelminthes, Trematoda, Opisthorchiida, Opisthorchiidae.